UAAUAUGGAGUGGAGCAAGUAAUUUCCGUAAACUGGCGUAAUUGCGCCGCCAGAGCAGUGACAAAUAUUCGAUUUGAGUUUUGUGUGUUUUAAGUAGACAAAACAUCUGCAGACUGCAGUUGUCAUCGAAGAUUAUAAUCAAAUAAAAUGGUAGGACCAAUUCGUCCACAAUUUGUGCUUUUUGGUUCAUCAAUUGUACAGUUCAGCUAUAGUCAUCAAGGAUGGGGUGCUACCCUCGCUGACCUUUAUUCUCGCAAGGCAGAUAUACUGCUGCGUGGAUAUGCAGGUUGGAAUUCAAGGUGCGCUCUUCAAGUCUUGGAUGAAGUGUUCCCCAAGGAUGCAGCUGUACAGCCCUCUCUGGUCAUAGUUUAUUUCGGAGGGAAUGACUCGUUGGAGCCUCACCCGAGUGGCCUAACUGCUCAUGUUCCUCUUCCUGAAUAUGUAGAAAAUAUGAAGAAAAUUGCAAUUCACCUUAAGAGCCUCUCUGAGAAGACUCGGAUAAUCUUUCUCACUGCUCCUGCUGUGAAUGAGGCACAAAUCACUCAAGUAUUCGGUAACGGUCUUGGUCGAUCAAAUGGGUCGUGUCGGAAAUACUCAGAAGCUUGCGUACAGUUGUGCAAAGAGUUAGGCGUGAAGGUAAUAGAUCUAUGGACAGCACUUCAGCAGAGGGAUGAUUGGUUGACUGCUUGCUUUACGGAUGGAAUACAUUUAUCAUCUGAAGGGAGCGAAAUUGUGGUCAAGGAAAUCUUAAAAGUAAUCAAAGAGGCAGAGUGGGAACCGACCCUGCAUUGGAGCUCGUUGCCUACUGAGUUCCCUGAAAUCUCUCCGUAUAUCUUUGUUGAUCCCAAGGGUGAGACCGCUGUUAAAAUUUCGGAGAUGGUUCAUGAAUGGCAGACUCCGUGGCAGUAAUUCAUUGUAGGUUUGACAGAUAUAGGUUUCUACGCUAUUGAAUAAGUGGACUCCACCCUUUGAGUUGAGCAUUGAAUUGACUCUUCUUCGAUAGCUUUCAUACUUAUGACUUGGAUUAUAUGUUUCGUGGCACACAAGAAAUCGUUCUAUCAAGAAAACAUCCCGAAAGAAAAUUCCGUUGUUAGUGAA
This is a messenger RNA of Lycium barbarum (goji berry), 1098 nucleotides long. RefSeq names its product GDSL esterase/lipase WDL1-like. The coding region runs from base 148 to 909 and encodes 253 amino acids. The record is from RefSeq and is a predicted model, not a curated record. Lineage: Eukaryota; Viridiplantae; Streptophyta; Magnoliopsida; Solanales; Solanaceae. The transcript is spliced from 6 exons.